Molecule: messenger RNA, 2793 nt
Organism: Dictyostelium discoideum AX4
Lineage: Eukaryota; Evosea; Eumycetozoa; Dictyosteliales; Dictyosteliaceae
Product: Arf GTPase activating protein
Exons: 2
Coding region: 1-2793 (930 amino acids)
Molecular function (GO): GTPase activator activity
Source: RefSeq, a predicted model, not a curated record
AUGGAUAAAUAUGAUACAAUUCUUUGGCGAUUAAGAGAAUUGGAAGAAAAUUCAAAAUGUGCUGAUUGUACUGAUAGUUUUCCAAGAUAUAUGAAUACAACAUAUGGAACAUUUGUUUGCUCGGUAUGUGGUGCAAUUCAUAGAGAAUUGGGAAAUAGAGUAAAAUCAAUAUCAUCUGAUAAAUUUACCCAACAAGAUAUUGAAAGACUUGAAAAAGUUGGUAACAAAAUGGCUGAUGAAAUUUGGUUAUCAAAAUGGAGUCAACAACAGUAUCCACUACCAUUCCCAAGUGAUGAAAAGAGGGUUAGAGAUUUCAUUAAAAUGAAAUACAUUGAAAAGAAAUGGAUUAAAGAAGGUAUUAAACAAUCUGAUUUCAUUUCACCACCAACUCAAUCAACACCUGGUUCAACUCCAACUUUCACUUCUCCAAAGCAACAACAACAACAACAACCAUCAGCAGUAUCUCAAAAACAACAAACUACAUCACCAUUAAGAAAUAGUGGUGAGAAAAAAGAAAUACUCACUUCAAAAGAUUCUUUAUCAAAAGAGUUUGAAAGUUUAUCAUUAGGAAAUUCAAAUAAUUUAUUAAAUACUAAUCAACAACAACAACAACAACAACAACAACAACAACAACAACAACAACCUUCAACUCAAACAUCUCAACAAUCAAUUCCAUUCAUUCAACAAGCUGAAAUUAAUCAACAACAGCAACAGCAACAGCAACAAUUUGAUUCAAAUGGUAAACCAUUCAAUCCUUUUAGAGAUGAAAAUAAAUAUUUUAAUUCAAAACCACAACCAAUUGAAAGUAAAGCAUCAUUCCCACCAUUUUCAGAGAAACCAUUUAAUCAACAUUCCUAUUUAAAUGAAAAAAGUACAAUGAAUGCUGAUCAAAGUCUUGGUAAUAAUUCUUCAUUUUAUUCUAAAAUUCAAGUUCAACAUCCAACCCCAAAAUCACCACCAACCUCAAUCUAUGAUACUCAACAAUAUAAACAACAACAACAACAACAACAACAACAACAACAACAACAAAAACCACAACAAUAUCAAAAUCAACAACAACAUCAACAAAAAUUACAACCACAGCAACAAUCACAAUACCAACAACAACAACAACAACAACCACCACCACCAUAUAUAAAUCAACAGCCACAAUACAACCAAACAAAUAGUCAAAUGAAUCAAAUGAAUGGUCAUGCAAACCAAAUGAACAACCAAAUGAAUCAAAUGAAUAACCAAAUGAAUCAAAUGGGUAAUAGUAUAAUGGAUGGUAACCAAAUGGUGAAUAAUUUCCAACAACAGCAACAACAACCACAACAAUAUAAUCCAUUUAUUGAUACUAAUUUAAGCAAUAAUCAAUUGGCAUUAGUUCCAGUUGAACAAAAUAAUAAUAGUAAUAAUAAUAAUAAUCAAAUGGCAGUGUAUCCUCAACAACCACCACAACCACAACAACAUAAUAUGAAUUUCCAACAACAACAUCAACAAUAUCAACCACAACAGCAACCACAACAACAAAAUUUAUCAAAUAUUAAUAUGAAUAAUAGCAAUAGUAAUAUUCCAAAUGGAAAUCCAUUUGGAAUUUCAGAUCAAGUUGUUUUAAAACAUCAACAAAUGCAUCAACAAAAUAUGAAUCAACAAAAUAUGCAACAACCACAAAUGAUGAUGAAUUCAAAUGGUCAAAUGGUAAUGGUUACUGGUGGUCCUGCUACCACUACAACUACAACAAUUAUACAUACUCCAAUUAAUGGAAAUUUACCAUCAGAGUCAUCAUCAUCAUCUGGUAAUCCAUUUGAUCAACAACAACAACAACAACAACAACCAUUAGAUGAAAUGUUUGGUAAAAAGGUUAAUAGUGAUCCUGUAUUCCCUGCUUCAAGUUCAUCAUUUGAAAGUGGUAAUAGCUUAGAUAGAUCUGAUGAGGAACAAAAAGAAGCAUGGAGAAGAAUUCAAGAAAAGAAUAUUCAAAUCCAAAAUGAUAAAGAAAUUGCAAGAAAAUUACAAUUGGAAGAAGAAGAAAUCUUUAAAACUAGACCAAGAAGUAAUACUGAACCCUCACCACGUGAUAGAACUACUUCACAAUUACAGCUUCAACAAUCUCAACCUCAACCUCAACAACAACAAUAUCAUUACUCAUCUUAUAGUUCAUCAUAUGAUACAGCAAAUAAUCAUGGUAAUGGUAUGCCAAUAACUCAGCAACAUAUUGUAAGUGGACAUCAUCGUUCAAGUAGUGGUAGUAAUAUUCUAAAACGUCUUAGUGGUAGAUCUAGAAGUAAAUCAUAUGAUUAUGAUGAUCCAUUUGAAAUCAAUCCAAGACCUUUGAAUAAAAGUGGUGGUUAUGAUGAUUAUGACAGUUUUAUGAGAAAAAAUAAACGUAUCCCAGGUGGAGGUAGUAAUUAUCAACCAAAAAUUAGUCAACAAGAUUAUUAUCAAGAUAAUAAUAAUAAUAAUAAUAAUAAUAAUAAUAAUUAUCAACAACAACCAUCAUCACAACAAAUUGUUGUUCAUGAACAAAGUAACUAUAAUAAUAAUAAUAAUAAUAACAAUGCAAACAGAUCAUAUAAUGAAUGUGAUUAUUGUGGUAAAGAUGUUGGUUUAGAAUCGAUGAGUUACCAUAAGAAUACUGAAUGUAUUCUUAGACAAGAAAGAUGUUCCAUGUGUAAUAAAUUGGUAAAACAUAUGCAAAUGGGUGACCAUCAAUUACAAUGUCAAACAAAUACUUACACAUGUGGUGUUUGUGGUAGAUUAGUAAUGGGAAAAGAAAUGCAAAAUCAUAUGGCAUAUGUUCAUAAUCAAUAA